Gekko japonicus is the source of this 742-nucleotide messenger RNA. RefSeq names its product PSMC3 interacting protein (gene PSMC3IP). Bases 303 to 665 code for a protein of 120 amino acids. Gene Ontology annotation, molecular function: double-stranded DNA binding; recombinase activator activity. Gene Ontology annotation, cellular component: condensed nuclear chromosome; DNA recombinase auxiliary factor complex. NCBI's taxonomy places the organism in Eukaryota, Metazoa, Chordata, Lepidosauria, Squamata, Gekkonidae. The record is from RefSeq and is a predicted model, not a curated record. Gene Ontology annotation, biological process: meiotic strand invasion involved in reciprocal meiotic recombination; meiotic joint molecule formation; homologous chromosome pairing at meiosis. The transcript is spliced from 5 exons.
CGCAGCGUCGCCCCUCCUCCCGGCCAGCCGCGCUCCUUCCGCCGAAGCCCGUCGGCCGAGGCCUCCCCCGCAACCGCCUCUCCGCCGCGCCGGUUCCGCGCCCUGGCCUGGCCCGAGACAGGCGACCGACCGACGGACUGACUGGCGGGCUGGGACUGGGACUGGGAGCCCCCGGAGACCUCCCCCGCCGGGCCGCCAGCGCGCCGCCUCCUCGCGGGAGCCGGAGGGACCAGCCCGGGGGUGGGUGGGGGGCGCCGCCGGCCUCCGUUGCCACUGCCGGCCUCCGCCUGUGUCCUGCGGGGAUGAUGAGCGGCGGAGGAGGAGGAGGGAAAGCCCGCGAAGGGGCGGCAGGCGAGGCCGCCGCCAUCCUGCUUCGGUACCUCCGGGAGCAGAACCGGCCCCACAGUGCGCAGGACGCCUUCGGGAAUCUGCAGCGGGAGCACGGCCUGGGCAAGACGGCUUUAGUGAAGGCAUUAGAGCAGCUAACUCAACAGGGGAAGAUCAAAGAGAAGGUUUAUGGGAAGCAAAAGAUCUACUUUCCAGACCAGGCAACAGAGCUACUCGAUGCAAUCUUGGAAGGCUAUCCUAAAAGCAAGAAGCAGUUCUUUGAGGAAGUUGGCAUUGAGACUGAUGAAGAUUUCCAUGUUACUUUGCCUCCCAUCUGAAUUAAGGGCUCUUCUGGUACACGAAACAGCAUCCACCUAUUUAGCAUUCAACUUCCAUCUCUGUAUGGUUUUUUUUU